AUGAAUGUGAUCAGACAGUUUAUAUCAACUAAUGUUUUAAGAUUUAAUUCCUCUCAUGCUCUGGUUAAAAGGUGUGUGUAUGCAACUAAGGCCAAACAGACUAAAAAACAACAGACGAACGUAAAGGUAGACCAAUCUCCUUCCGAUGAGGCUGAAGAGCACAUCUUUAACAUCUACGCUUCAAUCAAUCAGGACCACGAGCUUCUCCCUGAUGAAGCCUACCCUAAGUGGCUCUGGGACCUCGACAAACCUGACAAAUCAUACGGAGAACUCAUACAGAUGUUCGUAUACGGGAAGGACAUUGAGAAGUCCAAGAUGGCCGAUUACAACAGGUUCCGCAGACUUCACAAUCGGUACAUGAUUAAGCUAAACAACAUCAGACUCCAAAAAAGGCGCAAGCUGACCUUCAGCACCCACAUGUGGGACGUUUAA
This is a messenger RNA of Theileria orientalis strain Shintoku, 432 nucleotides long. RefSeq lists its product as uncharacterized. The transcript has 2 exons. Gene Ontology annotation, molecular function: structural constituent of ribosome. Gene Ontology annotation, cellular component: mitochondrial large ribosomal subunit. The record is from RefSeq and is a predicted model, not a curated record. The coding region runs from base 1 to 432 and encodes 143 amino acids. Lineage: Eukaryota; Apicomplexa; Aconoidasida; Piroplasmida; Theileriidae.